Messenger RNA from Paecilomyces variotii, 323 nucleotides. RefSeq lists its product as hypothetical. The record is from RefSeq and is a predicted model, not a curated record. The transcript is spliced from 4 exons. Lineage: Eukaryota; Fungi; Ascomycota; Eurotiomycetes; Eurotiales; Thermoascaceae. The coding region runs from base 12 to 323 and encodes 103 amino acids.
CAAUUUCCACCAUGAGCCGCAACUUCACUAGAAAUCUCCAGACUACCACUAGGACUUUGGUCCAAUUCGUCGGCUGUCCCCUCGAUGAUAUUGUCAACGGCUAUAUGUGGCGAAAUUCGACAGAAGCAAUCUGCAACGCAAUAGAGCGAGCUUCUCACUCAGGGGCUAUCCAGCUCCCGGGACCUUCGGUACUUGGUUUGAACAGUGAAAUAGUGGUGUGGAAAACAGGGCUUCCCGUCCGCUCAGCCGUACUUAAGCCACACGCCGGCCGGUUAGUAGUUGGGUGGGUGACCACCAGCGAAUCCCGGCUGUUUAGACUAUAG